AUGGUGACCGGCAUCGGGAUGGCGACCGGGACUGGGGACCAGGACCGGCGCCAGGACCGCCAGCGGAGGAGCGAGGCAGUCCCAGGAGCUGGCGCUGACCGUGCCGCGGCUCGGGCACAGGCUGGGCCCGCCUCUGCCUUCGCAACGGCCGCAAUUUCCCACAGCGAUUCUUUGGCCUACGAUCCAGAAGCUGCAGCUCAUCUGACAGCUGCCAGACGGACAGGGUCCUGCCUGGCCGGGAAAGGGCUACAGGAGAGGAAACCCACAAAUGCUCCGAGCGGACGCUGCGGCGCGAGUCACAGGAGGCAAGGAGCGCGGGGAAAUGCUGUCGGCAAAUGCGCCUUUAUUCAAUGUGGGCAGCUCUCGCUCCUCUCCACGAGCCCUUGGCAGGCCCGGGCCGGAGGGAGCGCGGCCGGCUGGGCUGUGCCCGGCUGGGGACGGGCACGAACUCGUGCUUGCCGUGCUCGGGGAGCUUUUCCUGCCCCGUCCCUGUGCGCUCCGGAGCAGCCGGGCAGGGCAGGCGGGCCGGCAGGAGGACGGAGCAGCAGGCAGCGAGCCGGCCCUCCUUGCGCUUCCUCUUGGCAGGGGACGGAGGAGCCGUGCCCUGCACUGCCCUGCUCCGGAGCGUCCGGAGCUGGGGGAAUCCCACCCGCAGCCGCGGCACUGCCAGCACAGCUCGUGGCAGCAGGGAUGGAGCAGCUCCGGGCCAGCCCUCGCAGCGGGCACGAGCUGGAUUUGUCUGCCAGGCACGGCUCGUCUGCAGAAUUCCCAUCCGUGCCCGUGGAACGGGGCAGGGGGGCGGUGUUUGGGGCCGCUGUGCUGGGCUGCGGGGGCUGGGUAAGCCCGUUCCCUGCCGGGGAGCCCCGGGGGGAGCCGUGGCGGGGCUGA
Molecule: messenger RNA, 888 nt
Organism: Myiozetetes cayanensis
Lineage: Eukaryota; Metazoa; Chordata; Aves; Passeriformes; Tyrannidae
Exons: 3
Coding region: 1-888 (295 amino acids)
Source: RefSeq, a predicted model, not a curated record